ACCACAACCCAAACUCAUCUCCCUCCCUCCCUCCCACCUGACCACCCACCGCCUCCAUCUCACUCUUCAUUCUCCACCACAACCGUCUCCUCUCUCUCUCUCUCUCUUAAAAUCUAUUUUUUUUUUCUUUUUCUUGUUUGCAGACUACAGAUUCCGAUUGGCGAUCUGGCGGAGUUCAAAAGGGUUGGUCUAGAACAAUCCACUAAUUUUGGCGAAGCUUCUGGAGGGAAGCUUGAGGAGAUACAACUCUGGCCGACAAUCUAGAGAUAUUUGCUAAAGCCGGAGCAGGCGUAUGUCCUUUGUUUUCCGGUCCUCGACUUUGUUUCAAUUGGCCUCAAUCACUUGUUUGGUGCCUUCCCAUUGAUUAUGGCUAACUUUUCAUGAAAAUAUAUCUCCUAAUGUGAACCUCUACUUCCCAAGAAUUUGUAAGUCGUAGAGGCUCAAAAGUUAAGACCCGUUAGAGAUGUGAGCAUUUUGGUUGAGUAUUUCAACAACAAGAAGAAGAAAGAAGAAGAUUCAGACUUAAGUGUAAAGGGUUUGAAUGGUCGGGUUUCUUUGAAGUUGGCGGAUUUUUGUUGAUUGUUUAAGAUGGCCAAACUCAAUUGCUUCUCUGGAAUUGUUGGUCGGAAGAAGAAAGUUAAGGCCAAUGAGGAAUCCGCAAAAGCUGUUGAUUUCAACCAGGCGCUAAGCACCCUACAGGUAAGGCUUCAACAGCCUGUGAAACCUUUUGAGACGGAUGAGUUGAAGUCAACUACUUUCGAUGUUCCUUUGCCGUUAGGAAUCGAGAAGAAUUCUGAGUGCAACAUAAAGGUGAUCAGCCAUGAGAGUCCUAUUGGGUGUGAAGCAGCAGAGGUAGCUUAUGAAGGGGAAGAUGAGCAUGAAGAGAAGUCAAUCAAGCGAAAUUUGUCUGACUUUGAUCUUAACGUCCAUGAAAUCAACCCAGCUGAAGAUUUCCCUUCGAGGUACAAAGGAUGUUCCAAGUCCUUUGACGCUGAAUUGAAUGAAUUUGAGGACAUAAUGGAGAAAGAGGUUGAUAGAGACGUUGACCUGAUGCAAAGUGGGCAUGUUAGUGAUCCAGGGAUCAAGAAGGUGGAAUUUUGGGCUUCUCCGAAUCUCAAGCGUUCAUGCUCAAAUUUGGAGACAAGUGACGUGAUCAGAAAGAUAGCGGAUCAGCUGCCUCCUUCAAAGUCUCAAUCUUUUGAAAAAUUGCAGGAAUUAGCGGAGAGAAUGAGGAAGGACAUGUGUCCCGGCAGCCCUAGGUCCGUUUUGACCCAUGUCAGUGCUGAUAAAGUGAUGCUUAAGAAGCAUUCUUCAAGCCAAGUUCUCCCAUCUAGAAGUAGAAAGUUAUGGUGGAAAUUGUUCCUCUGGAGCCACAGGAACCUGCACGCACCAUGGACUGCAAAACAGCGGACAGUUUCUACUACCAAUGCUGUUUUGAACCAGCAAGGUGGGUACUGCUCGGAUACUCUCGAACCAAACAGAGGUACGGAGUUCAGCAAGAUGGAAUCACCUGGAUCUUUUACUGGAGAGUCUCUGGACAAAGGGCGCGCAAACAAUGAAAACGAUGGGCAGAGCUGGGACGGUUUUCAUACUGGAGUUUCUGGUUUGUGGCCUCAGAACCAGUGGCUUGCUUUCCCAACAGAAUCGCCCUCUCCAUUUGCUAGAGUGGAAGAGUGGGUCAAACAUCUUGAGCCACACCCCUCGCUUCAACUUAAUGAUGAUGAUGAGAAGAAUGAUGGAACUGUCUUCCCACGCUCUCCUCCUGUGACCUCUACAUCACAGGCAAGAUUCCCAAGCCACGCAACUAGGCGCUCCGAUAUCAACCUCACAGAGGAGAUCUUACAUGCCAAUAGCGUCAUUCAGUCCCUAAAUUCUUCCUCAACUGUGGCCCACAUUGCUGGUAUUGGCUUAAAAGCCAUUCCCACAAUAUCAUGCUUCACCAGUCUCCGAUCUGUCAAUUUGUCAAACAACUUCAUAGUUCACAUAACUCCAGGAUCACUGCCAAAAGGGCUUCACACACUCAACUUGUCAAGAAACAAGAUCAGCACCAUUGAAGGACUAAGAGACCUGACCCGGUUGCGAGUACUUGAUCUCAGUUACAACCGAAUAUCGAGAAUUGGACAUGGAUUAUCAAACUGUCAACUAAUUAAAGAGCUCUAUCUUGCCGGGAACAAAAUUAGUGAUGUUGAGGGGUUACAUAGGCUUCUAAAGCUUACAGUUUUGGACCUGAGCUUCAACAAAAUAACGACGACAAAGGCUCUGGGCCAGCUUGUGGCAAACUAUAAUUCACUGCAGGCUAUGAAUCUGCUAGGGAAUCCAAUUCAGAGCAAUGUCAGCGAGGACCAGCUGCGCAAGGCAGCUUGUGGUCUCCUCCCAAAGCUUGUUUACUUGAACAAGCAGCCCACAAAGCCGCAAAGGGCAAGGGAAGUGCUCACUGAUAGUGUUGCCAAAGCUGCGCUCGGGAAUGGCGGAUAUAACUCGAGGAGGAGGGCAGGAAAGAGGGUUAGCCAGCUUGGGGCAUCCGUCAGCGCACACAGGAGCAGCGCCAGUGUUGCGCAUAAAAGCAGACACAGGUCAAAGAGCAGAGCUCAUCACAACAUGCCCCAAGCGAAGACAUCAGCUGCUAUUGCUUCUUCGUCCCGUCAGAUGUAGGUCUCUUAUGUCGCCACUUUUUGGUACUACCUUUCUCCUUUUUUUGCUUCUAUUGUCAAACCAUUUCUCUUGUUUGAGGUUUUAACAUGUUUAUAAGUCCUUGCAGUUCAGUUUGAGUUUUGUAAUAAUACUAUAGACUGCCUUGACGUGCCUUCGGAUGAAAAUGAACUGAUCGUCUUUAAAAUCCAAUAAUUUAAAUAUUUUCAAAAGAAUAAUGCAAGUGCGUUAUGCAGCCUCCAUUCGUUAGCUGAUUGCUUGUGAGACUUGAGAACAUCAAAGACUUGAGACUCGUCAAGAUAGAUUAGGAUCAAGGAAUAAAAUAAGUGGAAUAGAAAACAUAUGGGAAUUCUAACUAAGCAAGAAAAGAAAUUGAAAUACAAGCGAAAUAUGUAUUCUCCGUGCGUGCAAAGAAAUAGCGACGCGACAGUUAAUGAAAUCUCGUUGUUUUGCGUUACAAACGAAAUUCACAUAAAGCGACCAAAUAGGCAUCACCGGCUUUAUUGAAUUAGUCAAAGACAACAUCAGUUCUGUGGCCGAAAGGAAGAUUUACAGGAAGAUCCACUGGGUCACAGAGGAGGGACAUACGGAAGCGUUAUAGCAAAAAGUUGAGCAUCUUUAUCCUUUUGUUAUUACGGAAACGUUAUAGCAAAAAGUUGAGCAUCUUUGUCCUUUUGUUAUGAUUCUUGUCGCCGUGUAUCCUCGGGCCUACUUAAUGCCGGGAAGUACGGAAGUCAAAACUGUUUCUCCUGUAGAAUUGGUUGAAUGAAUGAAAGUCAAUAAGGCCGCAAAUUUAAAUUUUCA
Molecule: messenger RNA, 3453 nt
Organism: Morus notabilis
Lineage: Eukaryota; Viridiplantae; Streptophyta; Magnoliopsida; Rosales; Moraceae
Exons: 5
Coding region: 589-2652 (687 amino acids)
Cellular component (GO): cytoplasm
Molecular function (GO): protein kinase binding
Source: RefSeq, a predicted model, not a curated record